AUGGCCUCCGCCCCCGCCGGCUACGACCGCCUCAGCAAGCUCAAGGCCUUCGACGACACCAAGGCCGGCGUCAAGGGUCUCGUCGACGCCGGCGUCACCGCCGUCCCCCGCAUCUUCCACCACCUUGCCCCUGCACUUCCUCAUCAGGUCCACCACGACAAAACCACCACCAGCAUCCCGGUCAUCGACCUCGCUGCUGCAGGCGUCGGAACAGCCGACCUGGUCGCCCAGGUCAAGGCGGCCGCCGAGACCGUCGGCUUCUUCCAGGUGCUCAACCACGGCGUGCCGGAGGCCUCCAUGUCCGAGAUGCUCGCGUCGAUCAAGAGCUUCAACGAGGAGCCCGCGGAGGCCAAGAGGCCCUACUACACCAGGGACCCCAAGAGGCGCGUCAGGUACCAGAGCAACUUCGACCUCUUCCAGUCGCCCGCGGCCAACUGGCGCGACACCCUCUUCCUGGAGAUGGCUCCCACGGGGCCGGCGCCGGACGACAUCCCGCCGGCGUGCAGGGCCAUCGUGUCGGAGUACACGAGGCAGGUGCAGAGUCUGGGGCGCGCGCUGCUGGAGCUGCUGUCGGAGGCCCUGGGCCUCCACGGGGGGUACCUGGAGCACGUCGCCGGUUGCCUGGACGGGAUCGUCGUGGCCAGCCACUACUACCCGCCGUGCCCGGAGCCGCACCUGACGCUGGGGACCACCAGGCACUCGGACCCCAGCUUCCUGACGGUGCUCCUCCAGGACGGCGUCGGCGGCCUGCAGGUGCUCCUAGGCGAGCGAUGGGUGGACGUGGCUCCCGUGGCCGGCGCGCUUGUCGUCAACAUCGGCGACCUCCUUCAGCUCAUGUCCAACGACAGGUUCAAGAGCGUGGAGCACCGGGUGGUGGCCACGACCGCCGGCCCGCGAGUGUCGGUGGCCUGCUUCUUUAGGACGAACGGCCCUGCGGCAUCCAGCAGGGUGUACGGCCCGAUCAUCAGCAAGGAACAGGACCCUCCUGGCCCUGGGUACAGGAGCGUCGCGGUGGAGGAGUUCCUCGGCUACUACAAACACAAGGGCCUCGACGGCCGAUCUGCACUAGACCACUUCAGGCUACCUCCAUAGGAGAGAUCUCUCCUUGAUUUGGGACAGUACCACCCAUGACAAGGGACUCCAUCGUCUUGUUACGCACACAGAUCCACAUUUAUGUCAGUAUUUGACUACUAUUUCUAUUUGUGUGUCGAUUAAAUGGAAAAUAAGUAGCAGCCACUUGUUGAUCACUACAAACUGACUGAAUAAGUAGCGCCACUUGCUGAUCGCUGCACAGUCAACAAGUUAUAUGGUAUAUAUAUUAUGUGCAUAGUCUUAAUUUUA
Molecule: messenger RNA, 1341 nt
Organism: Phragmites australis (common reed)
Lineage: Eukaryota; Viridiplantae; Streptophyta; Magnoliopsida; Poales; Poaceae
Product: 1-aminocyclopropane-1-carboxylate oxidase homolog 1-like
Exons: 1
Coding region: 1-1092 (363 amino acids)
Source: RefSeq, a predicted model, not a curated record